Molecule: messenger RNA, 1542 nt
Organism: Platichthys flesus (European flounder)
Lineage: Eukaryota; Metazoa; Chordata; Actinopteri; Pleuronectiformes; Pleuronectidae
Product: transmembrane protein 179
Exons: 4
Coding region: 200-892 (230 amino acids)
Source: RefSeq, a predicted model, not a curated record
UGCAGCACUUUGAACGUCUUUGCUGUUGAACUGUGCUGCAUGAAUGAACUUGUCUAUCAGAGGAUGAGCUGGAGCCUGAAGGCCUCAUGCUGCUCAUUAGUCUCCUCCGCGCAUCUCCGCCUCCACUGCGCAGGCGCACUUCCUCCAGGACGCAGCGACACAGGGAGCCCAUCCACAGAGAACACACGGAGGGGUCAAAAUGGCCCUCGACAAUCUCAUCUUCGCCCAGUGCAUCCUCUAUUUCCUAGCCUUCGUGUUCGGCUUCAUCGCUGUGGUGCCUCUGUCGGAGAACACGGAGGACUUCGGCGGGAGGUGCCUGCUGUUCACGCGGGGGAUGUGGCAGAACGAGAACAUCACGGUGUCCAAGCAGCGCUUCAUCGUGGAGGAGUGGGGACCCGAGUCCUCGUGCAGCUUCAUCACCUUCGUCGGGAUCGCGUCCCUCAUCCUGUCCGCGGUGCAGGCGUGGAGGCUGCUCUUCUUCCUGUGCAAAGGACACGACGACUCCCUCUUCAACGCCUUCCUCAACCUGCUGAUCAGCUCCCUGGUGGUGUUCACAGUCUUCUUGUCCAGCACCAUCGUCAGCGUGGGCUUCAACCUGUGGUGCGACUCCAUCACUGAGGGGGGGACCAUGCCCAGCAGCUGCGAGGACCUGCAGGACACGGAUCUAGAACUUGGCCUGAACAACUCUGCUUUUUAUGACCAGUUUGCUAUAGCUCAGUUUGGCCUGUGGGCUGCCUGGCUCACCUGGCUGGCCAUCGCAGUGAUGGCGUUCCUCAAGGUUUAUCACAACUACAGACAAGAGGACCUGCUGGACAGCCUGAUCCACGAGAAGGACUUGCUGCUCGGCCGCUCCGCGCGUCACAGCUCCGUCCUCAAGACCGGCAUGAUCUAGAAGAGAAAAAAAAAAAAAAAAAGCCAGGGGAUGUGCAGACACACACAUUGUCAUUCACACCCAACCAUGUAUCGUCCUCCACCUGCCACAAGAAACACCGAUGUUUCCCCAUGUAGACAAUCAAAAUCUAUUGGCUUGUGCUUCCAUUGACCAGUGGUUUGAAUGGAACUGCUGGUUUUAGCUUUGUUCUGCAGAGAUGAUUCCCCCUCAGAAAUCUACCAGUGUUUGCUAAUCCUCAGUGUCCUGCUUUAUUCUACCACUGUGUUCACACACAAAUAGAGCCUUUGAUAGUAUUAAAACCAAUCCGGUGGAGAUUGCACCCUUUUUUUUUCUCAACUCAUGACUUUCCAUUUAGCAGCAGAGUAUUAUUGACUUCAAAUGGAUCGGCCGAUCGAUCAAGUUCUUCAGAAACUGCUGCAUGGACAUAAUGCAUGGCGAUUUUAUAGGGUGGUUUUUAGAUGUGAAGAGAUAUCCUCUUGUUUUAUACGCCAAAUACACAUGUUCCAUGGUAGGAUGAUGUGAGAAGUCUUUGCAUGCUGCAGCAAAGUCCAAUGAUGUUUGCUUUAGAGUUACAUAAGGGUCUUUAUAAUUAAAAACGACAAAUUGUAGUUCAGGACCGUCGUGUCUCAGGCAGCAGGUUCCUAAAAAAU